UCGUAAAUAAGAUUGAGUAAAGUUAGAUUUGGGGGCGUACCUAGGUUAUGAGUAAGUUCUUUGAGAACUUUACGAAACUGUAACGAAAGCUUUACAAAUUCUUCAACACAUUUCUACAAAAUGUCUCGGCAAACUUCUAGAUUGGACGCCAAGAAAGUUAAUUCCGAGCUCCUAACUCUUACAUAUGGGGCUUUAGUGUCUCAAAUGCUGAAAGAAACAGAAAACACUGAAGAUGUAAACAAACAUCUCGAGAGAAUCGGAUACAACAUGGGCGUUAGACUGAUAGAGGACUUCCUGGCCCGGACAACGUCUACUCGCUGCUUAGAAAUGAGAGAAACUGCUGAUAAAAUACAGCAGGCCUUCAAACUAUACCUUAGCAUGCAGCCGACAGUAACAAGUUGGAGUAGUGCCGGAGAUGAGUUUUCGCUUGUUUGGGACCACUGUCCACUCAGUGAAUGGGUGGAGAUGCCAAGUAACAACGGGCUUAAAUAUUGCGCUUUGAUUCCCGGUGCAAUCAGAGGUGCUCUACAGAUGGUACAACUAGAUGUACAAUGCUGGUUUGUGCAGGAUCAGUUGAAAGGUGAUCCCGUGACAGAAUUAAGAGUGAAAUACUUGAAGAGAUUAGAAGAUGCCGUACCAGCCGGUGAAGAUUAGUCUUCAUAAAUAAAUAAACUAGAUAUUUACAUUUGAUUUCAUAUUUUGCUAAAGGCUGCUAGGAAAACAUAAAAAGAGCCACUGAUUAUAGGAAUCGGUCAUAUUAGAAAAUGGAAGUUUGUAGGUAGUAAAUAUUGUUGAUUGAAUUCAGUAUUUGUAUAAAAAUACAAAAGUACCCUGCAAUAUAUCCUCAGCCUUUUUCUUUAAGUAUUGUCGUAUGAAUUUUUUAUGUGGAAUCACAUAUUUUCAUCUCAACAAUACUGUUUAUAUUAUGGAGCGUAAAUGACGCGUUAUUGUACCUCCUCCUCCUUG
Molecule: messenger RNA, 966 nt
Organism: Bombyx mandarina (wild silkworm)
Lineage: Eukaryota; Metazoa; Arthropoda; Insecta; Lepidoptera; Bombycidae
Gene: Bet3
Product: blocked early in transport 3
Biological process (GO): Golgi vesicle transport
Cellular component (GO): TRAPP complex
Source: RefSeq, a predicted model, not a curated record